Molecule: messenger RNA, 1455 nt
Organism: Musa acuminata AAA Group (dessert banana)
Lineage: Eukaryota; Viridiplantae; Streptophyta; Magnoliopsida; Zingiberales; Musaceae
Product: protein FD-like
Exons: 3
Coding region: 113-745 (210 amino acids)
Biological process (GO): positive regulation of DNA-templated transcription
Cellular component (GO): nucleus
Molecular function (GO): DNA-binding transcription factor activity
Source: RefSeq, a predicted model, not a curated record
AAGAAUUCCAUUCCCUCCUCCACAGUUCCCCUUAAAGCACAAAACGACUCAGUCAUUCAGAUCCCAUAUUCUGGCUAGGGGAGGUCAUCAUCUCCUCUUCCUCUCCUCCUCCAUGACUCCCUACUCCUCCAUGCUCUCCAAGAACACCAGGAUCAUGGAGGAGGUGUGGAAGGACAUAAGCUUGAGUUCUCUGCAGCAAGACAUGCCUUCCAUUCCUUCCCUUCCACCAAACCACCUCGAGCGCCUGUGCGGUGUCAGCUCGUCGACCACCACCUCCUUUAGAAGCAUCAUUCUCCAAGACUUCCUUACCGAGCACUUCAAGGCGACCAGUGACCGCAGUCCUCCUCCUUCUACCGCUCUUGGUCUCAACUCCAACCUCGGCGGUGGCAGCAAUGGUCUCUCCUCCUCCUCCGCCUCCAGUGUCUUCUCGGAUGGCGUCGGUGACGGCGUCGUAGCUUGCUGCAGCAAGAAGCACCAGAUGGAGCAUGAGUUGAACGAAGAGUCCGGCGAUCGGAGCGACGUCGACCGAAGGAAGAAGCGGAUGAUCAAGAACCGUGAGUCGGCAGCUCGGUCGAGAGCCAGGAAACAGGCUUACACAACUGAGUUGGAGCAGGAGGUGGAUCACUUAGUGAACGAGAACAGGACGCUGAAGCGACAGUUUGAGGAGCUAAAGAAAGCCGCGCAGGAUCACCUCUUCGUGCCUGCAAAGCACACCCUCCAAAGAACCCUAACAGCUCCAUUUUAAGGGAGAGAAGAACAGGGAGUUCUCUUUACAGCCGAUAUACACUUCUAUGUACAGAUAUAGCUACUGUGAUAGUAGUACAUAUACGUAGAACGCCUCUCUCUCUCUCUCUCUAUACAUACAUAUAUAUAUGUAUGUAUGUAUGUAUGUAUGUAUAUAUACUUAGGGUAUCUCUUUAUAUUGUAUACAGUGCUUAUGCUUGUAUAUCUAUCUGUCUGCUCUUUGGAGAGCAACAAGAACUCUUGUAAAUUUGAUGCUACUUAAAAGAAGCUGUCUCAUUUUAUUUCUCUCGACAUCACCGUACUCACUACACUUCUUUUCUCUUUUACUAGAAAUAGAUAUCAUAAGAAGGUGCAAGGAAAAAGAGGAGAGGCCGAUAGUGCAUGACAGGUGUGCUAAGCGCGUGAACUUAUUAUACUGUUCUUCCUCUCUUAUCAGUGGCAAGUCUGGGAAGUAAAGGAUGAUUGACCCCGAGAAACGAGGUUGCAUUUUUCUCAUUACAGCCACAUAUGUAUUAUUGGUAGUCCCUACUCGGCACUCAUGAAGAUCACUUGUCAGCACACAGGCAUUCAUUCAUGUGCUGCCAAUCUUUACCUUGAUUCCAGGUCCACAGACAGACUGUGAGACGAGACAAAUAUGACAAUACAAUUGUCAUAGCAUGGCCACAUGAAACCAAGACAUCAAGUUGGUAAAGAGAGUGCCAGCCAACAAGC